Pseudomassariella vexata is the source of this 2199-nucleotide messenger RNA. RefSeq lists its product as uncharacterized. Bases 1 to 2199 code for a protein of 732 amino acids. NCBI's taxonomy places the organism in Eukaryota, Fungi, Ascomycota, Sordariomycetes, Amphisphaeriales, Pseudomassariaceae. The record is from RefSeq and is a predicted model, not a curated record. The transcript has 6 exons.
AUGAAGCCGGCAGCCCGGAAAGGACGACCCAGGAAAAACUACAUGAAGAAGACAGCGGGCGCGGAGAUCGAAUCGAAUCUCGUGAACGAUAAACCCGUACCUAAGGUUGUGGCGAAGUGCACAGAUAGUAACUAUGAGCGUCAACUUCAAAACUGGGAUGACUUUGUCGAACUCAGGCUUGAAAACAAUCGGACGCUCCAUAUCAAGGGUGAAUUGAGUCUUGAGGAAUCGGAAAUUCCACCAAGCGUGAAGAAACUAGGUGACCUUAAGGAGUUCAUCUACCGCUUAGGACUGGCAAUGAGAGAAGGCAUGGCGCCUGAAGACACUCUUCCCUACACUGGAAUACGCUCCUACUGGAAGGAUUUCACCGGGGGAUACCGAAGAUCGCGGGGGCCCAUUCCGGAAAACCAUAUAACAUCAGUCACAAAUGCGUUGCACCCAGACGGAGAGAUAGGUGAAGCUCUGAAUCUGGUGCCGGACUCCGGGAAACGGAAACACGCCAGCGAGACGGUGUUCACCUGGACUGGCGAGUUUCUUUGGACUCUGGACUGGAAAAUCUACGCUCGCCCACGCCCGCUUUACCUCAACCCUUUUCUCUUCUAUUUACCCAUUUUCUGCGCAACUGGGGCCUUACGGGACUAUAAAGGAGAAGACGGCUUGAUGAAGCUUUUAGACCGCAAGCUAGGACCCAAAGAAGAGAGACGGUCUAUCCCGUGGGACCUGAGCGUAGUGGAUAAACCGAUCUUUACCGGUGCGGGAGGGAGGAUAUGGACGGCUCAUGACUACAGCAAAGCCCUGCGAGAAACGGGAAUCAGAUCUGGGUUUCCAAACCCCCCAAGCCAGCAUGAUUACCGGAGAGAAGGUCUCACGAAUAUCGAUGAAAUUCCGAACUACUCAGAUUCCCAGAGACAGGUGUUCGCUGGCCAAGAGAACAACGCGAUUCACCAGAAGCACUAUGCGGGCACGAACCCGGGUAUUGACGGCCAAGCCGCGUUCUUACGGAAACAGGUCCGUUUGGAGAAUAUCGCCAGACACUUUCGUGAGCUUGACGUAGAAUGGCAACCGGCCUUGUGGCAAAGCCUACCCCUAGCGCUGUUCGAGGAACUGACGAAGACGAGUGAAUAUAUGACUAUCAAGGCCGAGCUUCAGGACUCCCUACCGUCAAAAGGUACGAAAAGUAAGGAUGGGUUGCGUGCAAUGAGCCUGGAGGUGAAAGAGGAAAGUAUAUCGCCAGAAGAAUCUGACUGUGGCAUCCUUCACCGAGGCGUUAAGCUGAGGAGGGACUGUAAAGGCCUCGAGGAUAAAAGACUCAAGAAGUUCUGGGCCGAGACUUCCUCAGGAGCUGUCGCCGGGUCGGAGGGAUACAUCUGUCGAGGGGUCAGCCACCCGUUCUCACGACUCAGGCCAAUCCUUCCGGCGCGUCGACAAUUGGCGGAUCUUCUACCUGUAUCAACGAGACUCCGCAAUCCGGACGGGAGAGAUGCACUGCGGGCCAUACUCGCUCUCUAUGAAAGCACAUCAGAAGUCAACCGCCCGGGACUCGAUCAAUGCCCUUGUAGGAAGAAUUUGAGCCAAUUGCACGUUUACCGAUGCACGAAGAACGCACAGCCGUUCGCCGAGUUUUGCUUCUUUUGUAACCAAUGGCUGUACGACUCGGAAGACUGGGAGCGGCAUUGCCAAUCUCACUUGACCCAAGACCACCUUCCCGUGGAGAUGGCUUACGAGAAAAUCGAGAGCACAUUUUUGCCGGGCUAUUGUCCGUACUGCUUAUGGGACAAGUCGCUCCCGGCGGCCAUCCGUCUCCAUCAGUUCUGCACAAAGGACGAGUGGGAGUCUGAGGUGAAACUCCACGGAUUGCGAUGGCGAAAGGAGACAUGCCCAGACGCGCGCUGUGUCGAGAAGUUUGACCAAGAACACGCCUUCGUCUGCCACAUGCAUGACCUACACCGCAUACCUAAAGAAUUGUUGGUGGCCACCUCGGGAGUGAAACGAGAAGCCAGCGUCUUGGGAGACAUCGCGGACCGAAACCCAAAAAGGAAAAACGCAUGGGAGGACGCGGUGUUUGUUUUCGACCUUUGGUCGUUAGAGACUAACUCGCUGUACGAUAUCGGCCAGCAUACAUGUUCAGCAUCAGCCGCAGGCUGGAAGUGGAUAGAGACCAACCAAGCCGCUACAGGGGGGUUCAUUUUCGAGGCCUAA